AUGGCGCCGCGCUGGCUGUGGGCGCUGGCGCUGGCCGCGGCCCUGGGCGCCCGCCGCUGCCCCGCCGCUGCCCCGCUCAACGCCUCGGCGGCCCCCGAGCGCUGCCGCCGCCCCGCGCCCUGCGAGCGGCUCCGCUACGGCGUCUGCCUCGGCUCGGCGCUGCCCUACGCCGCCACCUCCACGCUGCUGGCCGCCGACUCCGCCUCGCAGGAGGAGGCUCACGGCAAGCUGCUGCUCUGGUCCGGCCUGCGCAACGCCCCGCGCUGCUGGGACGUCAUCCAGCCGCUGCUCUGCGCCGUCUACAUGCCCAAGUGCGAGGACGGCCAGGUGGAGCUGCCGAGCCAGACGCUGUGCCUGGCCACCCGGGCGCCCUGCACCAUCGUGGAGCGCGAGCGGGGCUGGCCCGACUUCCUCAAGUGCACGCCGGAGCGCUUCCCCGAGGGCUGCCCGAACGAGGUGCAGAACAUCAAGUUCAACAGCUCGGGGCAGUGCGAGGCGCCGCUGGUGCGGACGGACAACCCCAAGAGCUGGUACGAGGACGUGGAGGGCUGCGGGAUCCAGUGCCAGAACCCGCUCUUCACCGAGAAGGAGCACCGCGAGAUGCACGUCUACAUCGCCGCCUUCAGCUCCAUCACCAUCUUCUGCACCUUCUUCACCCUGGCCACCUUCGUCGCGGACUGGAGGAACUCGAACCGCUACCCCGCCGUCAUCCUCUUCUACGUCAACGCCUGCUUCUUCGUGGGCAGCAUCGGCUGGCUGGCGCAGUUCAUGGACGGCGCCCGCGACGAGAUCGUGUGCCGGGCCGACGGCACCAUGAGACUGGGGGAGCCCACCUCCAACGAGACGCUCUCCUGCGUCAUCAUCUUCGUCAUCGUCUACUACUCGCUCAUGUCUGGCGUCAUCUGGUUCGUCAUGCUCACCUACGCCUGGCACACCUCCUUCAAGGCGCUGGGCACCACCUACCAGCCCCUGGUGGGCAAGACCUCCUACUUCCACCUCAUCACUUGGUCCAUCCCCUUCGUCCUCACUGUGGCCAUCCUGGCCGUGGCCCAGGUGGACGGCGACUCAGUCAGCGGCAUCUGCUUCGUGGGGUACAAGAACUACCGCUACCGGGCUGGCUUCGUCCUGGCACCCAUUGGGCUGGUCCUCAUCAUUGGGGGCUACUUCCUCAUCCGGGGGGUCAUGACUCUCUUCUCCAUCAAAAGCAACCACCCCGGACUGCUGAGCGAGAAGGCGGCCAGCAAGAUCAACGAGACCAUGCUGCGGCUGGGCAUCUUCGGCUUCUUGGCCUUCGGCUUUGUCUUCAUCACUUUUGGGUGCCAUUUCUAUGACUUCUUCAACCAGGCGGAGUGGGAGCGCAGCUUCCGGGAAUAUGUCCUGUGCGAGGCCAACGUGACCAUCGCCACGCAGACCAACAAGCCCAUCCCGGACUGCGAGAUCAAGAACCGGCCCAGCCUGCUGGUGGAGAAGAUCAACCUCUUCGCCAUGUUCGGCACCGGCGUCUCCAUGAGCACCUGGGUGUGGACCAAGGCCACGCUGCUCAUCUGGAAGCGCACGUGGUGCAGGCUGACGGGGCAGAGCGACGACCAGCCCAAGAGGAUUAAGAAGAGCAAGAUGAUCGCCAAGGCCUUCUCCAAGCGCAAGGAGCUGCUGCGCGACCCGGCCCAGGAGCUCUCCUUCAGCAUGCACACCGUCUCGCACGACGGCCCCGUGGCCGGGCUGCCCUUCGACAUCAACGAGCCGUCGGCCGACGUGUCCUCGGCGUGGGCCCAGCACGUGGCCAAGAUGGUGGCCCGCAGAGGGGCCAUCCUGCCCCAGGACGUCUCGGUGACGCCCGUGGCGAUGCCUGUGCCGCCGGAGGAGCGGGCCGCCCCGUGGGCGCCGGAGGCCGACGGCUCGCCCGAGCCGCAGAAGCGCGGCGGCCGCAGGAAGAAGCGGAGGAAGAAGAAGGAGGAGGAGGAGGAGGAGGGAUGCCCGCCGCCGCUGCCCGGCGCCGUCCCCCGCCUGCCCCGGCUGCCCCGGCACAGCUGCCUGGUGGCGCCCGCCGGGGACGCCUGGGCCCCCGGCGCCUUCCCCGGCGCCGAGGCGCUCCGCCGGGUCGGCGAGCCCUUCCGCCCCGCCGGCGGCUCCGCGCUCCCGGCGCCGAGGACUCAGGGCCGCCGCGCCGGCUUGGCCCCGAUCCGCUCCCGCACCAACCUGGUGGAGGCCGAGCUGCUGGACGCCGAUUCGGACUUCUAGAGCCGGGAAGGCGGCGCCGGCGGGCGGCAGCGCGGCGGGAGCGGGGAGCUCGGCCGGCUUGGGACGCCCGCGCCCGGAGCAUCCCGUCCCGCGUCCCGUCCCGCGGUGCCACCGGCGUUUUCCCGCGGUGCCACCCGGCGUUUUCCCACGCUGCCACCAGCAUCUCCGCAGCCGGGCCGGGGCCGUCGCUCCCGGCGUCCAAACUCGGAGCCGGGCCGGCGCUCGCCGUCGGAGACCUCGGAGGGGCCGCGGUGCCCCGCGCCGGCUCGGAGAGGACGCCGGGGGCCAGCGGCGCUGGAUGCGGGGCGAGUUUAGGUUAGGGUAGGCGCGCUGAGCUUGCCGGGGCCGUCUCCCGCGGGAGAGAGGCCGGGAGCGGCGCUGCCCCGCGCCUCCCGCCCCGGGGCUGGCUGGUACGUAGAAGCUUUCGAAUCCUCGUGCCCGUAGGGUUUCGUUUUUUAUAUUUUUAAUCUCCGUACGGUACGCUGAGGCCGGCGGCGGCGUUCCCGCGGGCGCCCGAGGCGGUGGGGCGCCGCGACGCUGCUCCCGCACCCCACCGUGCUCCCCAAGUGCCUUCCAGCUCCCCGCUCCGGCGGAGACCCCCAGCAAAGGGUUUUUUAGGGGAAAAGAAGAAAAAGAAAGAAGCAAGUUAAAGCUAAUCCAGCCGAGCGCGGACGUAGGAGGAUCCCUGUCCUUGCCGGUGCCUUUUGUAUUUGUCCGUCAUUCCCGUAAACGCCGUGUUGUUUGUUGCACCCUGGUAGGCUCCUGCCUUCCCCGCCUUCCCGGUGCCCUCCCCACGUUAAUUUUGCUCUGUAAAAGAAAAACCCUCCUGUAUCAGUAUUAAAUUUUUCCAAGUUUCCAA
Messenger RNA from Rhea pennata, 3097 nucleotides. RefSeq names its product smoothened, frizzled class receptor (gene SMO). Gene Ontology annotation, biological process: central nervous system development; smoothened signaling pathway; pattern specification process. The record is from RefSeq and is a predicted model, not a curated record. The coding region runs from base 1 to 2238 and encodes 745 amino acids. Lineage: Eukaryota; Metazoa; Chordata; Aves; Rheiformes; Rheidae. The transcript has 12 exons. Gene Ontology annotation, molecular function: transmembrane signaling receptor activity; patched binding. Gene Ontology annotation, cellular component: plasma membrane; dendrite; cilium.